UUAAUUAUGAAAAACUAAGGGGCUCGAUUUGUAUUUCAGGUAACUUUUGGGACGGCCGGAGUCGACGGAGUAUUUGAACAGAGUCUCCUAUUUUUCGAUUUUUGUUCUGUAGCCUCUGUCGAUAACGCGAUUGAGAUCCGAUUGCGUUCGAAUUCCCGAAGAAUAAUUUCCCGGGAAAAAAUUUCACGAGCCACAUGGAAUCUUGCCCUUCCAUUAAAAACAUUCUUCUUUUAGAUUCCGAAGGGAAGCGUGUAGCUGUUAAGUAUUAUUCGGAUGACUGGCCUACAAAUAGCACAAAGGAAGCAUUUGAGAAAGCUGUUUUCACCAAAACUCAGAAGACAAAUGCUCGAACAGAGGCGGAGAUUGCAAUGUUUGAGAACAAUAUAGUGGUUUACAAGUUUGUUCAAGACCUUCACUUUUUUGUCACGGGUGGAGAAGAUGAAAAUGAGCUCAUUUUAGCGUCCGUUCUUCAGGGAUUUUUUGAUGCUGUGGGCCUUCUUCUUAGGGGUAAUGUAGAAAAGAAGGAGGCACUUGAGAACUUGGACCUCAUUUUACUAUGUCUUGAUGAAAUUAUCGACGGAGGCAUUAUUCUCGAGACCGAUGCAAACGUCAUUGCAGGGAAGGUCGCAAGUCACAGUAUUGACAGUGGUGCUCCUUUGUCCGAGCAGACAAUAAGUCAAGCAUUAGCCACAGCUCGAGAACAUCUAGCAAGAUCUCUUCUUAAGUAACAAGUUUGCCUGAAAAAAGAGUGGGAAGGACAAUGACCCUUCCACCAAAAACAAGGGGGAAAAGAAAAAAUCAGGUUUAGUUCAUCUGUGGUGUGUGUUUUGGUAAAAGAUGAUUAAUGUUUGAGUUAUUAGUAGCCUCAUGUUUAUAUUAUAUAUUCAGCUCAUACUCUCUGCUGCAUGCAUGCCUUUGGGUAAACCUGAUUUUGGAUUUGAGGGGAUGUUUGUGCACUGCGGGACUGGUGUCAAAUGUUUAUUAUAUGUGUGUUUUCUUUUUU
Messenger RNA from Cucurbita moschata (crookneck pumpkin), 1003 nucleotides. Its product is annotated as coatomer subunit zeta-2-like. The transcript has 6 exons. Gene Ontology annotation, biological process: intracellular protein transport; retrograde vesicle-mediated transport, Golgi to endoplasmic reticulum; intra-Golgi vesicle-mediated transport. The coding region runs from base 195 to 728 and encodes 177 amino acids. The record is from RefSeq and is a predicted model, not a curated record. Gene Ontology annotation, cellular component: COPI vesicle coat. NCBI's taxonomy places the organism in Eukaryota, Viridiplantae, Streptophyta, Magnoliopsida, Cucurbitales, Cucurbitaceae.